GCUCCGUCGGCAGCUCCGCUGUGAUGAAGUGGUGAAGAGGAUGAAUGUUGACAUCUCUCGUGUUGGAGCCAUGAUUCAUGUCAGUCCACUUGGUGCAACAACUCUCCAAGCUACCCUGUUAACUCCUCCCUUCAACCUCACCAACCAAUCGUCAGUCUGCUUCCAUGAUGAUGGUGCAUUCAAGUACCGUGCCUACACUGCCACCUACCUUCUGGUGUUUCCUGUGGCCUUCAUCAGUAACAUUGGAGCUUUAACCAUCUUCUCCAUACAGUGCUGCCGCAGAAGAUCCGCCUCCUGCGUGGUGAUGAUGAACCUGGCCCUAUCGGAUGGCAGCUUCUCCCUCACUCUGCCGCUGCGAUUGGUUUAUUAUUUUAAGGGUGGCGUGUGGGACUUCCCUGAUUGGCUGUGUCGGAUGUGCGUCUACGGCUUUUACGUCAACCUUUACACAAGCAUCCUCUUCCUCACACUGCUGAGCACGCUGCGCUGGCUGGCUGUGGCACGACCCCUCCACCACUGCUCCCUGGCCACGCCCACAAGGACCUUACUGGUUUGUGUGAGCAUCUGGGUGCUUGUGGGCGGAUCAUCCACCCCCUUCCUGUCUCAUGGGGUGAUUAACAGGCAGGGUGGGUGGAGCCGAGUCAUGGCAGGCGCGUCCGUGAAGGUGGCGGUGCGGGUUCGCCCGUUCAACUCCAGAGAAAUCAGCCGUAACGCCAAGUGUGUGAUCCAGAUGCAGGGCAACACCACGUGUAUCACCAACCCCAAACAGUCCAAAGAUGGAGCAAAGAACUUCACCUUUGACCACUCGUACUGGUCGCACACCAUGGCGGACGACCCAAACUUUUCAUCCCAGAAACAGGUUUAUAAAGACAUCGGAGAGGAAAUGCUGCUGCACGCCUUUGAAGGUAAACAUGCUCCUAAUGUGACAACAAAAACAUGCUGGUUGUUAGCAACCACACUGCAAAAAAACAUGCUUAACAAGACAGAUUCUGAUAUUAACGUUAAUUGUGCUAAUCAGCGUACACUAAUAAUACUGAUGCUCAUCAUGAAAAAGAUGCUACUGCUAACACAGUGCUCAUGUUUUCAUGAUCACGCUACAGCUGCUAAUUUUGAAGAUGCUGCUUUUUGCAAUGAUGCAAGUUGUAACAAUAAUAUUGUAAAUGCCAAUUUCAAACAUGACCAUACUGUUUAUUAUGCUUUAUUAUAUAAUUGA
Messenger RNA from Thalassophryne amazonica, 1210 nucleotides. RefSeq lists its product as uncharacterized. Gene Ontology annotation, molecular function: microtubule motor activity; microtubule binding; G protein-coupled receptor activity. The coding region runs from base 41 to 1210 and encodes 389 amino acids. The record is from RefSeq and is a predicted model, not a curated record. Lineage: Eukaryota; Metazoa; Chordata; Actinopteri; Batrachoidiformes; Batrachoididae. Gene Ontology annotation, cellular component: plasma membrane. The transcript has 8 exons. Gene Ontology annotation, biological process: microtubule-based movement; G protein-coupled receptor signaling pathway.